AGCCGCACCGAUCUCGUGAAUUCCCCUCCCUGACCACUCUCCCAGCCAGCCCCCAACCCAAAUCGCAAAAAUUGCGGUGUCCUUUUGGACUCUGGCAAGCGACUCCCUCCACCACCAGUCAAGAAACAAGGCUGUGGCCAGUCAAACCAAAGCUUGCCGCCGAGUCGCGGCAAGCGUCUGGGGCCCAGGCGACGACUUGACCCCCGUCACACACGGAACCACACCCUACCCAGCACCAUCACGCAUUCAUGCCACCACGCGAACGACGACUCGAUCAACAUCACCAGCCAGCAAAUCAAUCCUAUCUCACGCCCAAAAAAGUCUCGACCCAUGUACUACUAGUACACUAGCGCACUACCCGUAAACUUCGUCGACGCCGCCGCUUUCGCUGAAGAGCAACUGUUCGAAGCCGGAGGACGGUGGACGACCAGUCCGCGAUUCGGCCGGUUACCCUCUGAUCGAGAGAGAGAGCCUCACACCCGAAGGCCGGAGAGCGAGAGAUCGACAAAGGCGCCGCGCCGGGGCAGCAUGUACUCGAAACCGGAGGACGUCGGUGGAGGCGUCACCACCGCCUUCGCCAUGCAGGGCAAGGUCCCCCUCGCCGCCUGGUCCACCGGCCUCUUCAACUGCUUCGACGACUGCGGCAACUGUUGCGUGACGUGCCUGUGCCCGUGCAUCACGUUCGGGCAGAUCGCGGAGAUCAUCGACCGGGGGUCGUCGUCGUGCGGGACGAGCGGGGCGCUGUACGCGCUGGUGAUGCUCCUCACGGGCUGCAACUGCGUCUACUCCUGCUUCUACCGCGCCAAGAUGCGGUCCCAGUACGGCCUGCAGGAGAAGCCCUGCGCCGACUGCCCCGUCCACUUCUUCUGCGAGCCCUGCGCCCUCUCCCAGGAGUACCGCGAGCUCAAGAAGCGCGGCUUCGACAUGAACCUCGGAUGGCACGCGAACAUGGAGAGGCAGGGUCACAAGCCGGCGAUGACCAUGCCGCCGCACAUGUUCCCCGGGAUGACACGCUGAUCGAUCGAGUGAUCAGCGGCUUCUCUGCAAGAGAUGGGCAAGGCAGGGCAGGGCAGGGCAGCUUGCUAUAUAUGCCCUACAUACGACUAUACGAGCCAGAUUUUUCUUGCGGGUUUGUAAAAAAUAAUUCAAAAUGUCUAUAACUUAUUACGCGUAAUGCAAAUUGCAAGAAGAAUUUGAUGGUUCGUAGAUCACAUAGCCAGGCUUAGCAGAUGGGGAACUUGUUCUUGUUGGUUUCCCUCGGUUCCUUUUUAUAUAAACCUACCAGCAGGUAGUUGUAAUAUGUAUGCAUGUAUGUGCAAUUUUCAUUUCUUGAUGUGUAUGCUGUUUCGUAAACCAUGGCACAUAGAAAUGAUUUCCGAAUUCAGUAUAAUACAAAUUUCCACUAUUUGUGCA
Oryza sativa Japonica Group (Japanese rice) is the source of this 1413-nucleotide messenger RNA. Its product is annotated as cell number regulator 2. The record is from RefSeq and is a predicted model, not a curated record. Lineage: Eukaryota; Viridiplantae; Streptophyta; Magnoliopsida; Poales; Poaceae.